GUCCCAACCACAGGGUGGUCAGUGCGCUUUUCUCAGCAGUAAAAAUUGUAAACAAAAAGUUUGUUUCAGGGGCAAUGGCGGCCUUGUGUCGCAUAUGCAACCAGAGUCCUGGAACCCUAAUAAACAUAUUCGAUGGGACGGCGGAUUUAAGCUUAAUUGUUUCCCAUUACACUGGCUUGGAAGUUCGACAGGGAGAUUCAUUUCCGGAGACCAUUUGCUCGAUGUGCCUGGAGGAUGCACGGAAUGCAUAUGAAAGCGGUGACCAGCACCAGGCUGAGGUCUUUGAAAUCUUGGAGUUCCAGGAUGAGGAAGGACUUCCCGAGGGCGACCCAUUAGAGGAAGGUGUCUAUCAAGUAAAGGAUGAAGAGCUUGUGGAUGAUUUGCUGAAGGAGGAGGUUUUCAAAAUACCGGACUGCGAGGAAUCAAAUGGUAUUGGGGAGUUCCAAGUUAAAAAAGAAAGGGUCCAGGAAUCUGAAUCAAGAAUCAAGAAAUUACAACCGCUUCCUGUCCAGAUAAAAAACGAGCCCGUUGAAGAUGAGCUGUCUGAUGAGGAUUUCAGCCAGGAAACCGAAAGUAUUACUCCUCCAUCGAAUUGUCUGGUAAAGAACGAGCCAGUGGAAGACGAUGUAUUCGAGGAUGAAGUCCGCACGAUAGCGGUCGAUCAAAAGAUGGAUCUCAAGCACAAGUGCUCCCGCUGUCACAAGUCCUUUCGUUUCUCCCACGACCUCAAAAGACACAUUCGGAUCCACGGAUCUUAUCGAUGUGCUACCUGCGAUAAGACUUUUACAUCACAGACUUUGCUGGACUCGCACGUCAUGACGCACGAGGAAAGACCAUUCGGCUGUACGUUCUGCCCAAAGUAUUUUACGGAGGAUUCCACGCUUCAGGAGCACAUUGCGACCCACUUGCGACCGCACAAGUGCUGUCACUGUCCAAAGUCCUUUCUUUCGGCGCACGAUCUUAAGAGGCACACGCGGAUUCACACGGGGGAACGACCCUUCUUCUGUGAGCACUGCCCGAAGACCUUUUCGGACAGGACCUCCCUGACGUCGCACCUGAGGGCCCACAAGGGGGAGCGGCCCUACAAGUGCUCCGAAUGCCCGAUGUCCUUCACGCAGCAGUGCAACCUCCAGCGGCACAAGCGCUGCCACACGGGAGAACGGCCCUACAAGUGCCUCUACUGCCCGAAGACCUUUACACAACACUCCAACCUGGGCCUGCACAUGCAAGCCCAUUCUGGAGAGCGGUUCAGUUGCAAUAUAUGUCCCAAGUCCUUUGCCUAUAAUAACGAUCUGAAACGACACCUACGCACCCACUCCGAUGACAAGAUCCAGUGUUCCUUGUGCCCGAAAUUAUUUGCCACCAAAUCGAAUCUUACUAAACACCUAGGAAGAAUACAUGCAAACCGUGCAAACGAAUAGUAGUAAUAGAUUUUAAAUAGGACAAUGUAAAUAUUUAUACAUUUUAUUAA
Molecule: messenger RNA, 1471 nt
Organism: Drosophila biarmipes
Lineage: Eukaryota; Metazoa; Arthropoda; Insecta; Diptera; Drosophilidae
Product: zinc finger protein 586
Exons: 2
Coding region: 75-1421 (448 amino acids)
Biological process (GO): regulation of transcription by RNA polymerase II
Cellular component (GO): nucleus
Molecular function (GO): RNA polymerase II cis-regulatory region sequence-specific DNA binding; zinc ion binding; DNA-binding transcription factor activity
Source: RefSeq, a predicted model, not a curated record